GGACUCCGCUCAAGAGAUUCCUUCCUUCUCGCGUGGUUGCUCAGGGCCGGUUGGUGCCAGAAGUUUUAAUUGGUAUUUUCCUCGUUUGUCAGGAUUAAAUGUUAAGUAUCACCUGGUUUGAGUACAGCUCUGAGAAUCCUGCUGAUACGGGCUAGGUCAGGGAAUCAGCUCUAGAGCCUAGCUGCUGCCCCUUCGUUUACGCAUCCUCCAAACAAAUUUUAAAUUGAAAUUGUCAUUUUCCGGAGGCCUCUCCCUGGCGGGAUCCAGCGGAGAAACAGAACCAGAGAGGAAAUGUGUGGGUAUGAGAGGAGUUUUCUUUUUCAAUUUUGACUAAUAGUGUGUGGAGUGAGCUUCUUUGAUCGAAGGAGAGCAGAGUUAAAGGGUCCGGGGUCCGAGCAUCUUCAGAUCGGAGAUCAAAGCCAGCGCGAAGGUGAUCAGGAAUGGGAUUGGAAGGUGAAAUAGAAUUGUGCCAGAUGAGUUACCCCAGACGGGCCCGCGGCAACUCGGUGUCCGCUUGGCUUUCAGACUGAAUAAUCUAGCCAGCUGGCAGCCAUGAAUGAAUGGAUGAAGAAAGGCCCCUUAGAAUGGCAAGAUUACACUUACAAAGAAGUCAGAGUGACAGCCAGUGAGAAGGAGUAUAAAGGAUGGGUUUUAACCACAGACCCAGUCUCUGCCAAUAUUGUCCUCGUGAACUUCCUUGAAGAUGGCAGCAUGUCUGUGACCGGAAUCAUGGGACAUGGUGUGCAGACUGUUGAAAUUGUGAAUGAAGGGGACCAUAACGUGAGAGAGAAACUGAUGCAUUUGUUCAUGUCUGGAGACUGCAAGGCAUACAGCCCGGAGGAUCUGGAAGAGAGAAAGAACAGCCUGAAGAAAUGGCUGGAGAAGAACCACAUCCCCAUCACUGAACAGGGAGAUUCACGAAGGACUCUCUGUGUGGCUGGGGUCUUGACUAUAGACCCCCCAUAUGGUCCAGAAAAUUGCAGUAGUUCUAAUGAGAUUAUUUUGUCCCGUGUUCAGGAUCUUAUUCAAGGACAUCUUGCAGCUUCCCACUGAAAGGCUGAGAACUGUAGGUGCACUGACUGAAAUAAGACUUCCUCUUUUGGAAAGUCUUUGUUGUUUCUGCUGAAAUAAAAGAUAUGGAUCAUGAGUGCUAAUAAGUAAACCGGGCAGGAUGGCACCUCAAACAAAACUGUAACAGGGACAUCAGAAUUACGAGUCUUUUCUUGUGAUGGGGAUACACCUCCAUUUUUGUUAGACAAGAAAUGUAUUCGGAAAAGAUGGAACAUGUUAAAUUUGUUAUAAAAUUCAAAGUUAAAAUACAAUCUCAGUUUUUGUUUUGUUUUGGUCUUUUUAGGACCACACUCACAGCAUACGGAGGUUCCCAGGCUAGGGGUCAAAUCAGAGCUGUAGCUGUCUGCCUGUACCACAGCCACAGCAACAUGGGAUCCAAACUGCGUCUGCAACCUAUACCACAGCUCACAGCAACACCAGAUCCUAAUCCACUGAUCAAGGCCAGGAAUUGAACCUGUGUCCUCAUGGAUGCUAGUUGGGUUUGCUAACCACUGAGCCAUAAUGGGGACUCCCACAAUCUUGUUAUAGCCUUCCUUUGCACUAACUAAAUGCAUCUAUUGUUUUUAUUUUUUGCCUUUUCUAGGGCCACUCCUGUGGCAAAUGGAGGUUCCCAAGCUAGGGGUCAAAUUGGAGCUGUAGCCGCCGGCCUACGUCAGAGCCACAGCAAUGUGGGAUCCAAACUGCGUCUGUAACUUACACCACAGUUCACAGCAACGCCAGAUCUUUAACCCACUGAGCAAGGCCAGGGAUCGAACCUGCAACCUCAUGGUUCCUAGUUGGAUUUGUUAACCACUGAGUCAUGACGGGAACUCCAAAUGUGUCUAUUUUAAAAAGGUUAUUUUUUAAAGUUGUUUGUAUAAUGAUGAAAUAGUUUUUUUGAUUAGACUAUAUGCUUUUUUGGUUGAGACUUGAAAGUUUUGAUUGUUGGUAAAAUCUUAACACAUAAACCUUAUAACUCUGAAAAGCCUUGAAAGUGAGCAGUGGCUGAUAUCUCUGAGGAAAAAGGUGACAGGUAUUUUGCUGCUGAGCUCAACCCAGUUCUUUUGCCUGGUGGGUUUGGCUCAGACUUCUGAGUCACAGUGCUCUGAUCCUACCACUUGGAAGCCAGUCAGAGAGGUUUCUGGCCCACAAAGGAACCCCAGAUUGUUAGUUUAGGCUACUCAAAAUGGCUAUUCUCUUGCUGUCUGUACAUCCUCAUGGGUGACCAGUCUCUACUUCACCUACGCCUACUCAUGUGAAUGUGUUUACCCUCUGCCCCUUAGGCCAGAACAGCUCCACCUGCUAGUUUAUUCAAGGGAAGCUAGUUUCCCUGGUAACUGAUGAGCCAGCCCGGUGUCAAUUCCUCCUAUAAAUGGUAGCCUCCUCCCACAGCUAGGGAAGUCUGUAGCCAUAUUCUCCUCACCCUCAGCCACACGUGGUGGAGUGUUACUUCAGGACCUUGCUUCAAAUGUGCUUCUCUUGGUCUCAAGGCUGAGCAUCCACAAGGCUUGCAGACCUGCGGGGUGCAGCCCAACAACUGACAAGGCAGCCAGGAGGCCGAGGAAACUCCCACCCAUCAUUCAACCUUAAUCAUCUCUGCUGUCCUUGGUCCUGAAGGAAUGCCCUAUACUUCGUACUAUCAAGGCUCCCCCAUGGCCUGAGCUCACGGGAUAGACUCAUCAUCCCUUACCUGAUGGGAAGCAGCUGCAAAACGGAUCCAGCCAUCAUCCAAGGAGACGACAAACUCUCCCCUUUGGAGCUGCACGUUCACUUGGCCUCCUCCGAACAAGACCAGCGGGUACACAGACACCAUGCUGCAGUCUCGGAUGAAUACCCGACUAGUUUUGAUCUUCUCGUGGUACACCAGGUAAGGGCUGUCAAAGUGUCUGACCUGGAACGUAUGACAGUGAUGUCACUGGCAACAUAAGGGGAACUCCGCCAGUCCCAUGGAUUUAACUGUCACCUGUCCAAUGACUCCCAAAAUGAUCUUCAGCCUGUACCUUUCUCCUGAGCUCCAGACUUGUAUGUGCAACUGCUUACUUGAUGUUUCACCUGGACAGUGAACAAGCACCUCAGAUUUCUUGUGUGCAAAAGGAAAUCUCGAUUUUGCCCUCCCUGCGGUGUUUACCUUCUCCCAUUCACCCAGUUGCUUCAGGCCCAGAUUUUGAGCCAUCCUUGAUUGCUCUCUUUCCUUCACUCCAUCUACAUCAUCACUAAGCCCUGUCAGCUCUGUUAUCAAAAUACAUGAUGAAUUGACAUAUU
Messenger RNA from Sus scrofa (pig), 3312 nucleotides. The record is from RefSeq and is a predicted model, not a curated record. NCBI's taxonomy places the organism in Eukaryota, Metazoa, Chordata, Mammalia, Artiodactyla, Suidae.